AUGAGGAGCGCGGUAAUAUUAUUUUCGUUAGUGGCGGCAGUCGCUGCGGAGGCCCCAUACCACCUGCCUAGACCGGCACCCCAGGCUCCAGCGUUCCAUUAUCCAGCACCAUCACCGCCGCCAGCACCGCGACCGCCAGCACCUGCCCCUCAGCCUAACUUCGGAUACCAAUACAACCCACCGCCCCCUCCAUCCCCACCUGCCCCGCAACCACAGCCUUUUUACCCUCAACCUGCACCCCAACCACAACCAUACUACCCACCAGCACCAGCUCCUCAGCCACAACCCGCACCCAUCCCUCAACCAGCUCCAAAUUCAGGAUACAAUUACCCGUCACCUCCUAUUCAACCUUUCUUAUUACCUCAGCCUACCCCCCAGCCUCAGCCGGCUCGACAACCACAGCCAGCCCCACAACCUAUAGCUUAUCGUCCACCAAGCACUUCUUACGGGGUCCCUCAGAUUAAUUUUCCCCAACAGCAACCUCAACCUUUGCCUCAACCUCAGCCGUCGUAUCACGUUCCUUUGCCCCAAGUAAUACCACAGCCUCAACCCCAGCCUCAGCCGCAACCUAGCCCGUCAUAUGGCUUGCCCCAGCCACAGAUUGCCCCACAGCCUGCGCCUGUCCCUAUUUCUUAUUAUCAGCCACAGCGCUCUCAAGCCGGAUACUCUUACCAAUCAGCGCAAUCGAGCUCUCAGUUCCCUCUUCAAACCCAACAAUCGUUCGGAAACUCACAAGCAUCCCUGUCAAGUUAUCAGGCGGAUUCUAACCAGUAUCGACAGGCCCAAGUACAGAGUCAAUCUCCUCAUAAUGAAGCCCUCGAUUCUAUUGUGGUUAAUAGAGUGUCAAACAUAAUAAAGGAUGACGAACACAGUUCAGCUAAAAGCGCCGGGUACCAGUCACUAGUAUCGGGAAUAUCUCUGGAGAAUGCUCGUCCGAGUGUUGAAUUGAUCUCAUUCACGCACACUUCAUCAUUGGGAUCAACUCAAAGUGGAAGUGCAACAGGAUCCCAGUCAUCAGGGGCAUCGUCUACUAUAUCAGGCCCAUCAUCAGACUAUGGGCUACCAGUAGUCACAGCGAAUAGUCAGUCAUCCGGAGAAUCGCAAUCACAAGCAAGCUUUAAUUUAUUACCGCAGGCACAACCAUCCACUUCUUAUGGCAGUCCAAAUUAA
This is a messenger RNA of Amyelois transitella, 1170 nucleotides long. RefSeq lists its product as uncharacterized. The transcript has 2 exons. Bases 1 to 1170 code for a protein of 389 amino acids. The record is from RefSeq and is a predicted model, not a curated record. Lineage: Eukaryota; Metazoa; Arthropoda; Insecta; Lepidoptera; Pyralidae.